This is a messenger RNA of Prorocentrum cordatum, 1536 nucleotides long. Lineage: Eukaryota; Dinophyceae; Prorocentrales; Prorocentraceae. The record is from the annotation of a GenBank genome assembly.
AUGUCGCGUUUCAUCCGCUCCCGCCCUGGCGCGGGUAAGAAUGGCGCGGCCAAGCUCACCGGCUUCACGGAGGCAGAACUGGCCGCGGCGGAGUGGGCACGGGCGUUGCCGGAGGUGCGCGAAAACUACAGGAGGACCACCAACGCCGAAGUCAAGGGAGGCUCGGUUGUCCGGGCGGCCCCAUUGUCAUCCUGCUUAUUGCCCGAGGGGCCGCUCGCUGCUCUGGUCAUGCAGGGCGCUGGCGCGAAGGAUGCCGAUAGGAGGAACAUUGAGAAGAAGAAGAAAAAGGAGAAAAAGGAGGAGAAGGAAAAGGACAGCUGCCUGCUGCCUGACGGGGCGGUCACUGCUCUGGUCGUGGAGGGCGCUUCCGUGAAGGAUGCCGAGGGAAGGAGGAAAGAGAAAAAGGAGAAAAAGGGGGACAAGGCAAAGGAGAAUAAGAAGGAGAGAAAGGCGGGGAAGGAAAAGGACAAAAAGGAGAAGUUGGCGGCUCUGGGCGGCGCCGAGGCCGCCGGGACCCCGCCUGCCAGCGGUCUGGACGCCUGUGGGCCUGCGCCUACUGGGGACGCGGUCGACGCUCUGAUCGAGGCCGCCAGAGCGCAGGCCGCCAGAGCGCAGGCGGCUGUGCCAGUGCCCUCGUCUCCUUCGGGGUCCAGGAGCGCGUCCCGGGGCCCCAAGUCCCUGCCGCCGCCUGGGGACCGCGUGCCGCGCGACCCGCGCAACCCGCUGCUGGAGGCGCAGGAUUUGAACGCGUACCGGGAGUACCUGCGGGCCGCGGACGGGCCCGAUGGCGGCGCCCGCGGCAGUGGGGAGUCCCGGUGGAACCACGAGGGCUUCCUGAACAGGUCGCCCUCGCCGUGCCGGGACCGCACGGAGGGCGCCUGGGCCAGCACUCGCCGCGGCGCCUGGAGAAGCCGCGCCGGGGGCGUGUACAUGCCGCCGAGCGGCAGGGUGGAGGGCGAGGAGGACGCAGGCGCCCCGACAACAGGGGCUUCCGGUCGCCCAGCAAGAGCCAGAGCCCAGCCAAGUACCUCUACCCAGAGGAGUUUGCGAAGCGCGGCGCCCUGCAGGAGACAGCGGCGGUCGCCUUCCUAUUCCCCCAGCCGUGCGACGGCCCUCGCCAUCGCGAAGUGCGACGCGCUCGCGCUCCCGUCGCAGACGGCGAGCCAGGGCGCCCGCCGGCCGCCCGCCCGCGUCCCGGAGCAGCUCGUGCGCGGAGCGGCGCAGGGUAUCGGCACAACGCGCCUCACGUGGGUGCGCAUGGCCAGACCAGACCAGGAAGAGUUCGUGGACGGGGAGGCUGUCGACGCAGGAUCCCGGGUCUACGGCCCCAGAGGGCAGGUCCGCGUACGGCUUGGCUGGCGGCUGCUCGGGGCCGCGGCGGGGGUCUGCCGCGAUCGCUAUCGCCUCGACGAGCCCGACGUGGUGCAGGGGCCAGCGCCGCAGUCUGUGCAGCGGGCCGAGGUCAAGAUGCCCAUGGGCUUUGGCAAGCGCGCCGGUACAGUGGCGUUCGCCUGCGAAGCUGAAGCGUGCAAUUAG